Messenger RNA from Acipenser ruthenus (sterlet), 2826 nucleotides. Its product is annotated as ubiquilin-1-like. NCBI's taxonomy places the organism in Eukaryota, Metazoa, Chordata, Actinopteri, Acipenseriformes, Acipenseridae. Gene Ontology annotation, biological process: ubiquitin-dependent protein catabolic process. Gene Ontology annotation, cellular component: cytosol. The record is from RefSeq and is a predicted model, not a curated record. The transcript is spliced from 12 exons. Bases 203 to 1837 code for a protein of 544 amino acids. Gene Ontology annotation, molecular function: polyubiquitin modification-dependent protein binding.
UUCUUGGUACUCACUCCAUUUGCUGUUGGAAAGCGGAAUUAGACGAGCAUGCGCAGUGCUGUGCCUCCUCAGAGUAGAAACACCCCGUGGACUUCCCCUUUCUAGCAACUUCCCUGGAAUAUCUACGUCACUUUUUUGCAGUUACCGCUGAUUUUGUGAAUAUCUGACACCAAACGGGGGCAUACAAGUACAAAUUGCGAGUAUGGCGGAGAGUGGGGAGACCCCGGGACCUUCCUCUGAUCCCAAAAUCAUCAAAGUGACAGUGAAAACUCCAAAAGAAAAAGAGGAGUUUGCCGUGCCUGAAAACAGCACCAUCAAGCAGUUCAAAGAAGAAAUUUCCAAGCGCUUCAAGACACAGAUUGAUCAGCUUGUGUUGAUAUUUGCUGGUAAAAUCUUGAAAGACCAAGACUCUCUUACUCAGCAUGCAAUCCAUGAUGGGAUGACUGUUCAUCUGGUCAUAAAAACACAAACGAGGUCACAGGACCAUGCUGCUCAGUCGUCCAGCAGCUCAACUAGCAGUAGUGCGGCUGCCUCCACAGAGUCCCGCAGCACAUCUACAUCCAGCAUGCCAGCGUCCAGCAGCCCCCUAGGUCUGGGUGGCCUUGGAGGGCUGGCAAGUCUAAGCGGCCUUGGAAUGAACUUGUCAAACUUCUCAGAGUUACAGACCCAGAUGCAGCAGCAGCUUAUGUCGAAUCCUGAAAUGAUGGCUCAGAUAAUGGAAAACCCCUUUGUACAAAGCAUGCUGUCCAAUCCGGAUCUGAUGAGGCAGUUAAUUAUGGCAAACCCCCAGAUGCAGCAAUUGAUUCAGCGAAAUCCCGAGAUUAGUCACAUGCUCAAUAAUCCAGAUAUAAUGAGACAAACAUUGGAACUUGCCAGAAACCCAGCUAUGAUGCAAGAGAUGAUGAGAAAUCAGGACAGAGCUCUGAGCAACCUUGAAAGUAUUCCAGGAGGCUACAAUGCAUUAAGGCGGAUGUAUACUGAUAUUCAAGAGCCAAUGUUAAAUGCUGCUCAAGAACAGUUUGGCGGCAAUCCCUUUGCUUCUUUGGUAAACAAUCUAGCUGCUGGUGGCAGUCAGCCAUCGCGUACAGAGAAUAGAGACCCAUUACCAAACCCCUGGGCACCUCCUGCAGCAAGCUCGCAGACCUCCUCCUCCGCCUCCACUACCACUGCUGCCCCCAGCCCAGGCCUGGGAGCAGGGAUGUUUAACACACCUGGAAUGCAGAGCCUUUUGCAGCAGAUAACAGAAAACCCACAGCUAAUGCAAAACAUGUUGUCUGCCCCAUACAUGAGAAGCAUGAUGAAUUCACUUAGCCACAACCCAGAUCUAGCUGCACAGAUGAUGUUGAACAACCCUCUUUUUAGUGGAAAUCCUCAGUUACAAGAACAGAUGAGACAGCAACUACCAGUCUCCCUUCAGCAGAUGCAAAAUCCAGAAACCUUGUCAGCCAUGUCGAAUCCCAGAGCAAUGCAAGCACUAUUACAAAUUCAGCAGGGCUUGCAGACAUUGGCAGCAGAAGCACCUGGCUUCAUACCAGGUUUUGGGCAAGGUAAUGUGGGAGGUGUUGGAGGCACAGGGAGUACCCCUUCCAUAGGGUCUGAUACCAGUUCUCAGGGAAGUGGAGAGACAGGGCAGCAGCAAUUUGUACAGCAAAUGUUACAAGCACUUGCCAGUCCAAAUCCACAGAUGCAGAGCCCUGAAGUGAGAUUUCAGCAGCAACUAGAACAGCUCAGUGCAAUGGGAUUUCUUAACCGUGAAGCCAAUCUGCAAGCUCUAAUAGCAACAGGAGGCGAUGUCAACGCAGCCAUUGAGAGGCUACUGGGCUCCCAACCAUCAUAGCAUUAUUUGUGAAAGCUCCUAAUAAAAAAUGUAAUUUUAUUUUUUUAUAUAAUCGUUCACAUUUUUGCUUUUUCAUUUUGAGACUUGGAUUUGGAAAUGUGAAGUGUCGUAAUAUGAGCAGUGGGAAUCCAUGCUUUCAAACUGUUACAUGCAUCCAAAACAAAAAAUGAAGAAUAUCUUAAACACAUUAAUUGUGUAAUUCAUGCUCUGCUUUUACAGUUGUUAUCCGCUGACAUUUGAUCUAAAACAGCCCUGUUCAUGUGUGCUUUUUUAAAUAGUCUGCAGUAGUAAUUUAUAUUCAGUACAAAGUAUACAAAAAAGCAAAACUAAAAUUGUUCAGCUGUGCAAUUUGUGUAGUAAUUUUAUAUUUAGUACAAAGUAUACAAAAAAAGCAAAACUAAAAUUGUUCAGCUCUGCAAUUUGUGGUAUAUUGCUUGUUAUUUUUGCUACGAUAGCCUUAAACCUUAAUUGUCAUAAAUAUUUGCCUGAUAAAUGUCUAGAACAGUGUUUCUGGAAAAAAAUAAUAAUAAAAUUCACCAAUCCAAAUAAAAACCACAUCAACUGUUGACUUGUAAAUGUUUAAUUUUCCCAAACGAUAUAUCAGCUAUCUUUGAAGUGGCAAAGUAUUUUGAAAAAUCUUGUUAGAAAUACACCUGUACAGAAAAUUGAAAUAGUUAUUGUCCUAUAAAAUAUACAGUAAUUGAUUAUCCUUGAUUGUAAAUGGUAAAUCCUUUUGUAACAUCAAAGAGCACUGUAUGCCCAAAUUGUGUGUGUGUGUGUGCUUUCAAUGCUUAGUGCUGCUUGGCUCCUGCCAGUAUAUUCAUGAAAUGCAUUGGGAUUUGUAAUGGAAGAUGUUCAAAACAAGUGUCACUUCUGAUAUUAAUCACAUUGCUUUUAACUGACUUGUAAAAAAUAUACGGUAUAGCUUUUGUUUUUGUCAAUAGUUCAUUUCUCUUGUGCACAGAUAAUUAAACAAAAAAUCAAUUAAG